AUGUGCAUGAGCGCAGUUUGCCCAACGUGCUCCAAGACGACGUGGAGAGGAUGUGGUAGCCACAUUGCCUCGGUCUUCGCGAACAUCCCCGAGGACCAGUGGUGCACCUGCGAGCCCAAGGUCGAGAAAGAGGGCAAGCAAUACCCGCCUCAGGCCCCGUCAGUAUUCGGCGGCAUGUCAUGGUUCAACAGGCAGUAG
This is a messenger RNA of Chaetomium strumarium, 198 nucleotides long. RefSeq lists its product as uncharacterized. The record is from RefSeq and is a predicted model, not a curated record. The transcript is spliced from 2 exons. The coding region runs from base 1 to 198 and encodes 65 amino acids. NCBI's taxonomy places the organism in Eukaryota, Fungi, Ascomycota, Sordariomycetes, Sordariales, Chaetomiaceae.